Molecule: messenger RNA, 1548 nt
Organism: Thalassophryne amazonica
Lineage: Eukaryota; Metazoa; Chordata; Actinopteri; Batrachoidiformes; Batrachoididae
Product: ras-related protein Rap-1b
Exons: 9
Coding region: 237-794 (185 amino acids)
Biological process (GO): negative regulation of synaptic vesicle exocytosis; Rap protein signal transduction; cellular response to cAMP
Cellular component (GO): plasma membrane
Molecular function (GO): GDP binding; GTPase activity; GTP binding
Source: RefSeq, a predicted model, not a curated record
CAGUUUGAACUGAACGGGUUUAACCUGGAUUGUUCUGAUAGGCUGAUCCAGAUCCAAUCAACAGCUGCUGUUCUGUCUCUUCCGUACAUUCACACAGCGCACUGCACGCUCCUGCUCAUCGCUCACAUCAGUGCACCUGAGGUUUUGCUGCUCCCCUCGUCCCCAGAUGUAGAGGGAGUUGUCUUCUGCAGCAGCCGUGUACACAUCUCUUGUGCUGUCCAGUGACGUUGCCCACCAUGCGCGAGUACAAGCUAGUGGUGCUGGGUUCAGGAGGCGUGGGAAAAUCAGCACUGACAGUCCAGUUUGUGCAAGGCAUCUUUGUGGAAAAAUAUGAUCCCACAAUAGAAGACUCAUACAGAAAGCAAGUUGAGGUAGAUGGACAGCAGUGCAUGCUUGAAAUCCUGGACACAGCUGGAACAGAACAGUUCACAGCUAUGCGGGACUUAUACAUGAAGAAUGGCCAAGGGUUUGCCUUGGUGUACUCAAUCACAGCGCAGUCGACGUUUAAUGACCUGCAGGACCUCCGGGAACAGAUCCUGCGAGUAAAGGACACUGAUGAUGUUCCCAUGAUCCUGGUGGGAAACAAGUGCGAUCUGGAAGAUGAGCGUGUGGUUGGAAAGGAUCAGGGCCAGAACCUGGCCCGUCAGUGGAGCAACUGUGCCUUUUUAGAGACUUCAGCUAAAUCAAAGAUCAAUGUUAAUGAGAUUUUCUAUGAUCUGGUGCGGCAGAUCAACAGGAAGACACCGAUGGAAAAGAAGAACACAAAAAAGAAGUCAAAUUGCACACUGCUCUAAAACGCCCUCCUGCGUUAGCUCCAGGCCAGAAACUCUGUAAUGAUUAACUGUUUCCCAGUGGGUCGUGCCUGCAUCCUGAGUCCUCUCCGGAACAUCUUGAAAUCGGCUGACAGAGAUACUUCACCACGUGUAAAAUGGCAGGAUCAUGGCACAUAAUUUCAAGAUCUUCUCUGCUUUGAAAUGGGAAAGAAAUCCACUUUUUUUGUGUAUUGUCAGCCUGAUCUGCUUUUUUUUUUUUCUUCUUCUUCUUCAGGGUGUCUUUCUUUUGGAUAUAUCAGUGUAAAAGGGAGACCAUGGGUUUAAAUCCAUAUAUGAGAACUAAAUGUUUUAAUUAACGUUAAUCUUUGCAUAUUGUGACAAUAUGUUUGCAAAAGAAACAGUGAAAUGUUGGCCUUCUCAUACAUUUCUGCACUAACAGUGUCAAUGAAAACACAUCAUUGUCCAUAAGUUACUACUUGCUCCUACUUAUAAGGACAUGCAUUGAUAAAAUAACAUCUUUCCUAAGUGACUUUGUUUUAUAUUGAGAGCUGCAAGCCUUCCAUAUUUCCCAUAAUAUAUUAUACUUCCAUUUUUGCAUAAUAAAGCUAAGAAAAUUAGUAUUUUAUAGACUGAUGGGGAUCUGGUGCAUCUUGAUUUGUCUCUCAAGCCUGAAAAUAUAUUGUACUAAAACAAAUCUAUUACUUCUAGUGUUACUCUGUCGCACAUGAUUUUCAAGCUUUAAUGAAUUAUUAAAUUUGAGUACAGUAUAAUUUUA